UGCGAGGGCGGGCGGGCUAUGGCGCAGGCGGGUUGCGGGGCCGGCGCUGGUGGCGAGGCCCAGUGCUUGGCGGUCUGUCGGCGGAGUCGACCUCUGGGGCUGUCAGAUUUGUGACUUAGAAGAAAAUCUCAGACCUCAGCUGUGGCUCCCAGUGUUGGUCAGAAGCCAACUUCAUGUCUGCGUGCACGAGGAACAAUUUGCCAUGGAGAGCUUGGGGCUGCAGACGGUGACCCUCAGUGACGGGACAACAGCCUACGUCCAGCAAGCUGUCAAAGGAGAGAAACUACUUGAAGGACAAGUGAUCCAACUCGAGGACGGAACCACUGCAUACAUUCAUCAAGUGACGGUACAGAAAGAAUCUCUCUCCUUUGAAGAUGGACAGCCCGUGCAGCUGGAAGAUGGCAGCAUGGCCUACAUACACCGCACUCCUAAAGAGGGUUAUGACCCCAGUGCCCUGGAAGCUGUCCAGCUGGAAGAUGGCUCCACUGCCUACAUUCACCACCCUGUGGCUGUGUCGGAUGGCGCCAUCCUGGCCGUGCAAGCAGAGGUGGGCCUGGAGGAGCUGACUACAGAAGAUGACGAGGGCUUCAGUGCAGACACAGUGGUGGCCCUGGAGCAGUAUGCCAGUAAGGUUCUGCAUGACAGCCAGGCUCCCCAGAAUGGCAAAGGGCAGCAGGUUGGGGACAGAGCAUUCCGCUGUGGCUACAAGGGCUGUGGACGUCUCUACACCACAGCUCAUCAUUUAAAGGUGCACGAACGAGCUCAUACAGGUGACCGUCCAUACAGGUGUGAUUUCCCCAGCUGUGGGAAGGCCUUCGCUACAGGGUAUGGACUGAAGAGCCAUGUGCGCACCCACACUGGUGAGAAGCCAUACAAGUGCCCAGAGGAGUUGUGCAGCAAGGCCUUCAAGACCUCAGGAGACCUGCAGAAGCAUGUCCGCACCCACACCGGGGAACGCCCAUUCCGGUGCCCCUUUGAGGGCUGUGGCCGCUCCUUCACCACCUCUAAUAUCCGAAAGGUGCAUGUGCGCACCCACACAGGCGAACGCCCCUACACCUGCCCUGAGCCCCACUGUGGCCGCGGCUUCACCAGUGCCACCAACUACAAGAAUCACGUGCGCAUCCACACAGGGGAGAAGCCAUACGUUUGCACGGUGCCAGGCUGUGGGAAGCGCUUCACCGAGUACUCAAGCCUGUACAAGCACCAUGUGGUGCACACGCACUGCAAGCCCUACACCUGCAGCACCUGCGGCAAGACUUACCGGCAAACCUCCACCCUGGCCAUGCACAAGAGGAGCGCCCACGGCGAGUUGGAGGCCACAGAGGAAAGCGAGCAGGCACUUUAUGAGCAACAGCAGCUGGAGGCCGCCUCUGCAGCUGAGGAGAGCCCGCCACCCAAACAACCCUGCGUUGCUUACCUUUCGGAGAUGAAAGAAGAGGGUGAUGAUGUCCCAGCCCAGGUGACCAUGGUGACACAGGAAGAUGGGGCCCCACAGGUGGCCCUCAUCACCCAGGAUGGUGCCCAGCAGGUCAGCCUGUCCCCUGAAGACCUGCAGGCCCUAGGGAGUGCCAUCAGUAUGGUGACCCAGCAUGGUGGUACCACUCUCGCCAUCCCCAGUCAUGACAAUGAGCUUGUCACAUCUGGCACACAUACGGUCACCAUGGUCAGCGCCGAUGGCACCCAGACGCAGCCCGUCACAAUCAUUACCUCUGGAGCGGUGAUGGCUGAGGACUCAAGCGUAGCAUCCCUUCAUCAUCAACAGGUGGCACUGUUGGCUACAGCCAAUGGAACACACAUUGCAGUGCAGCUGGAGGAGCCACAGACUUUAGAGGAGGCUCUCAGUGUGGCCGCUGCGGCCAUGCAGCAAGGGGCUGUGAGCCUGGAGACAGUGGCAUCGGAGAGCGGCCGCUGA
Molecule: messenger RNA, 1912 nt
Organism: Chrysochloris asiatica (Cape golden mole)
Lineage: Eukaryota; Metazoa; Chordata; Mammalia; Afrosoricida; Chrysochloridae
Gene: ZNF76
Product: zinc finger protein 76
Exons: 14
Coding region: 203-1912 (569 amino acids)
Biological process (GO): central nervous system development; regulation of transcription by RNA polymerase II
Cellular component (GO): nucleus
Molecular function (GO): RNA polymerase II cis-regulatory region sequence-specific DNA binding; DNA-binding transcription factor activity, RNA polymerase II-specific
Source: RefSeq, a predicted model, not a curated record